AUGCCCAAGGCCAGUUCGGAGGAGGAGCUGCCGCAGAUAUGCCAGACAUGUUUGGGCAGUAAAGACAACAUACGCAUGACGAGGGACGUCAAGGGCGAGCCCUGCAAACUGUGCAAUCGGCCGUUUACCGUUUUCCGCUGGCAGCCUGCACCAGGUGCGCGACGCAACGCGACCAAGAUCUGUUCGUCAUGCUCCCGCAGACGGGCCGCCUGCCAAUGCUGUAUGCUCGAUCUCAACUACGGCCUGCCCCUGUCGCUGCGAGAUUCGGUGCUGAAGAUCUCUGCAGACCCGGGACAAACCCCAGUCACCCAAAAGUAUAUUGCCGAGAACAGCGACAGUGCCGAGACGCCGCAGCUGAUUCACGAUCGGUCGCAGGACCUGCUGCGCAAGCUAUCGCAGAAACUGGUAUCGGCCGAGCCUGUUGCAGCAGUAGAGGCCGAGACGGAUCCCGAUCCAAAACGGGCCGCCCGCAACAUUCUCAAGCAGCUGCCCCUGGAUGGAAGCAUUCGCUCGAAUCACAAUGCGUAUUCGGAUUUAUUUAUUAUGGGGCUAGAACCAGACUUGAACUUGGACCAUUUGCGAUCUAAGCUGAACGGCCUUGGAGCAUUGAACGAUCUGAAGGCGUUCAAAACGGCCCGUUGUGCUUUUGCUUCGUUCACAGACAACGACCAGGCCGUGAAGGCGGCCGGCCAGCUGUCUCAGACCAAUGGCCUGCUCACCGUCAACGGCAACAGACUGCGGUUCGUCUGGGGGCCCCGCGAGGUGCCAUUGGGCUCCGCUAAGGUACAAAAAAUCAUUGGCUUGGUUAUCAGGCGCUUUAUGAAAACGGGAAAGCUGCCUGGGGACUCCCAAGAGACUGAGUCUGCGACUUCAUCUUACAAGUCCGCCCAGCCAGAUUACGACGACUAG
Molecule: messenger RNA, 909 nt
Organism: Wickerhamiella sorbophila
Lineage: Eukaryota; Fungi; Ascomycota; Dipodascomycetes; Dipodascales; Trichomonascaceae
Product: Pre-mRNA-splicing factor SLT11
Exons: 1
Coding region: 1-909 (302 amino acids)
Cellular component (GO): U2-type catalytic step 2 spliceosome; Prp19 complex; U2-type catalytic step 1 spliceosome
Molecular function (GO): pre-mRNA binding; U6 snRNA binding
Source: RefSeq, a predicted model, not a curated record